UCUGAUUAUCCACCCAGGGCCAUCAGAAAACCUGAAGCCAUGCAAAAACAGCUAGUGGGCAUUAAAGGCAGUUCUCUUAGAUUAGUCAGAGAACUGUUAAAGAGAGUAGCAUAUUUAAAGGACAGAUCGAUUAGUGAUGAAUAUAGAAGUAAUAUUUCUUGCUUGAUUGAAACUGUCAAAAAGGACAGCAAAGAUAUCUAUAUGUCUAGUAGCAGGAUUAGAAGAAUAAUGGCCCAGAAAAGAACAGAAGCCAAGUGGCCAAGAAACUCAUUACUGGUUUUAGUAGUUAAAAAUGAGUUAUGCAAUUUGAAAGAUUCAGAUAUUGUGAAAAAGGAUAGAAAGUUGUGGAUUAGAGUUAUUAAGUCUAAAACAGAUCAGUUAAGAUGGGACAAGUUUAUUCCAAUAAAGAGAUUAGCAGGCGAGAUGUAUCCG
Messenger RNA from Dentiscutata erythropus, 432 nucleotides. The record is from the annotation of a GenBank genome assembly. NCBI's taxonomy places the organism in Eukaryota, Fungi, Glomeromycota, Glomeromycetes, Diversisporales, Gigasporaceae.